AUGAGUCAAGUGCGUUAUAAUUCUUUGGUUGAAACCAUCUUCAAGUCUCCUAAUCUUGACCGACGUAUCCAACGAAAAAUCAUUAGAGACCUCUCGGACAACAACAACCCCCGAUUACAAUCGACUAUUGAAUUAAAUGCGAGGCACAUCAUAUGCCAAGCCAGAGCGCAAGGCUAUAACGUUAUCACUCGCUUUGUACCUCCUUAUUGCUCAACUGUAACCUUCUAUACCACCAGAAUCGGCUUUGUUACAGUCUCACAGCUCAGUCCGACCUUUGAUAGCAAUCUCGAAAGGGUUGCUGACAAUUUCGAUGUUACCCGAGGGGCAAUCAACACUCUCGAAGCAGCCUACCGUGAUACGCUCCUCCUCAACGGUGCAAGGCACGGAGCGAGUGCAUGUGGAUCUAUUAGUCAUCUGCGCGACAAAACGGCGCAUCAAAAAGCCCUUAAUGGCUCAACUCUGGAGUACAACCAGGUUUACAUCCGUUUAGAAUGUCCUCCUUCUACGAAUCCAGGACCUAUACUCACCUUCAAUCCUCCUCAACAAGAUGGUGGAGUGCACAUAGUUCAACAUAAACUCCGUAUCAUCUUUCAUUGCUUGUUUGGGGACAGCAAAGUCAACUUCCGAAAAGGUCCUGCCGCCGUAAUCAAUGACUUCCUCUACAAGACUCAUGAAGGCAAAUAUGCGAAGAACGUACACCUUAUCGGAGGAGAACUGUCUGCUCAUUUAACCUUCCUUGGCCGAAUAUUUGCCUGUCUCAACCUCAACGCUACCAACGCUGGCAUUGCGGUUAUAAUUGGGCUCUUUACUUCGGCGAAGAUCGGCAACGAAAACAUAGCUCUAACCCUAGCCGCAUCAAUACUACUAGGUCUUCGUAUUUGGCAGUGGCUCUGGACACUGUUAAUGACCACCACAACCUACGAAAAUAUUGCCUCCAAUGACUUACGACUACGAACCGAGGAAGCAGCGGCGUCCUUAUACGCUCUCGAUUACUGGUACCUGGCGUUAUUACUGGCGAUGAUAUCUCCUCAGGAGAAUAUCUAUGGUCGUGGGACCUACCGCUCAUGGCUAGACGUUGCGGGGUCGGGAAUUCUUGAAAUGACUGGCCCGGCGCCGCCAGAACUUCUUUACUUUGCAGGGUAUAUCACGACUUCACUAGAUCCAAGUGAACUCGACAAUAGGUGGGACAGCUGCGCACCACUAGCGGCUUGGGUUCCUUACGAUACUCAUCGAAUUACUUAUGCGUCAAAUGACAAGGUGCGAAAAAUUUCGCUAAUCGAUAACUUCCUUCACUUGUCCAGUUCCAGCAGAGCAUCGCUUAGAGAACAUGCAGGCUCUUUGGUUUUUAAGCAUGAUGGAGAUGAAUUCAGCCUGCCACGGACACUUCGUAUAUAUAGCAAGGAGAUAGGGUAG
Molecule: messenger RNA, 1413 nt
Organism: Fusarium redolens
Lineage: Eukaryota; Fungi; Ascomycota; Sordariomycetes; Hypocreales; Nectriaceae
Exons: 1
Coding region: 1-1413 (470 amino acids)
Source: RefSeq, a predicted model, not a curated record